Iphiclides podalirius (scarce swallowtail) is the source of this 351-nucleotide messenger RNA. Lineage: Eukaryota; Metazoa; Arthropoda; Insecta; Lepidoptera; Papilionidae. The record is from the annotation of a GenBank genome assembly.
AUGUUACCGGAGGAGGGUCGCAGCAUUCUGGUGGCGGACAGCACGGCAACACUGGAGGGCAACAAACCGGCCUUGAGGGCGGAUAUGGCGGGGCCGGGCAUGGCCUAUAGACCGGUCUACAAGUGCAAGGCGGGCAAGGCGUGCAAGGUGUUGGCGGUGGACAACACGGCUGACAGCAGUGUGGUGGUGGCGGGCACGAGUAGUGGCAACAACCGGUACCGCAUGGUAUUAUCGUGCGUGCUCUGUAUGUCCAGGAGGAGGGUGCUCCCCGUGUCCGGCUCCAGUGAGACCUUGCCCAGCACCUUGUCCGCCACCACCCGUCCUUCCGUGUUUACCUCCAUGUCCGCCGUG